UUACCUUGGAGGAAGCCAGAGAACUACCAGCCUGAAGAGAGAAGAGGGAAGAAAAAAAAAAACACAGCCAAAAAAACAGAAAAGAAGAGAGUUUGUGUUUCGAUUGUCCUCGAUUGUCGUUAGAUAUGAGCCAGUUGUUUUUUUUCCAGUCAAAGUGGAUUUUAUAGAUACUUUGGAAACUUUUAUAGAUACUUUAGAGUUUGUUUCUCUAACUUUUGGCAUUACAAAGGUGUGAGUGAGAGAAGUGGGACAGUCAGAGUAAUGGGAGGAGCUGCAGCGUUCUCCAUGUAUGGACUCCAGCUCUGUUUAUAUGGUAAAUAGAGGGUCACAUGGGGCAAUAGUCUUGGAGCAGUGGGGGGAAAAGGGAGGGAAAGGAACAAGGAGAGAGAGUUAAGAGAUACACUGCAGGACUUUGGCCUGCCUCAUAUGCAGGAGGCGGCUCUUUUACCCUGAGUUUAGAGGACACCGGAUCACACUACAAGUAGAAAGGAAACAAAAGAGUUGGAGUGAGUACCAUGCUGUGGUUAAACUGAAUUCCUAGCUUUCUUCACUGGGGCUCUUUGUUUACCACUUGACUUGGAUUUUUAUUUUUUUUAUUUCCCUGUGGUGGUGAAAGUUUAACAGCUAGUGCCUUCCUGGUUGUUGUCACUGGACGCUUCUUCAUACUUUCUUCCGGACAUUUGAAGAGCCAAGAUGCCCACCAACUUCACUGUAGUGCCAGUGGAGGAUGCAGAAGGUGGCAGCAACAACAUGUCUGCAGCUGGUGGCAGCAAACCUGUCAGUUUGGGCAACAUUUUUGGGGAGGAAGAGGAUGAGGACAACUUACAAGGACCCCACUCAGGAGAUGACAGUCAGAGAGAGUCCAGUCCAUUCAUCAACUCAGACACUGACGGAGAACACUAUUAUGAAGGCAAGAACAUGGCCCUGUUUGAGGAGGAAAUGGACAGUAACCCUAUGGUAUCAUCUCUUCUCAACAAGCUGGCCAACUACACCAACCUGACCCAGGGUGUUCGUGAGCACGAGGAGGCAGAGGAUGGGGUCAGGAGGGUUGCUGUCGUGGUGCCCCAAAUGGGAACCUUCAUUGGAGUUUACCUGCCCUGCAUGCAGAACAUCCUGGGUGUGAUUCUCUUUCUGCGUCUCACCUGGAUCGUUGGUACAGCAGGAAUCCUGGGAUCCUUCGCCAUCGUCUCCAUGUGCUGCAUCUGUACCUUGCUCACAGCCAUUUCAAUGAGCGCCAUAGCAACCAAUGGAGUUGUCCCAGCUGGUGGCUCAUACUACAUGAUCUCCAGAUCACUGGGUCCAGAGUUUGGAGGAGCAGUGGGUCUCUGUUUCUACCUCGGAACCACCUUCGCUGGAUCCAUGUACAUACUGGGCACCAUAGAGAUAUUGCUGACGUACAUUGUUCCAACAGCAACAGUGUUUAAAGAAAGCGAAAGUGCAGCAAUGCUCAACAAUAUGCGUGUGUACGGAACAUGCUGCCUGCUCCUGAUGGCGCUGGUAGUGUUUGUAGGGGUGAAGUAUGUGAACAAACUGGCUCUGGUGUUUCUGGCCUGUGUGGUUCUCUCGAUCAUGGCCACUUAUGCAGGAGUCAUCAAAACGGCGAUCGAACCACCAGAUUUCAAUGUCUGUCUGUUGGGAAACCGAUCUCUGAAGAAUGAAGUGUUUGAAACAUGCGCAAAAACGGAGGUUGUGAAAAACAACACUGUGACCACCAAGCUGUGGAGCAUCUUCUGUGACAGUAAAUAUCCCAACGCAACCUGUGAUGAUUACUUCACAUUGAACAACCUGACAGAAAUACAGGCCAUACCUGGGCUCCUGAGCGGAGUAAUCAAAGACAACCUGUGGGGCAACUAUGGUCCAGCUGGUAUGUUCAUAGAGAAGAAAAGCCAGCCUUCAGUAGAAGUCCAGGACACAUCCAAAGACAUCUAUAAGCUCUACGUCUUCAAUGACAUCACCACCUACUUCACUCUGCUAGUGGGAAUAUACUUCCCCUCUGUCACAGGUAUAAUGGCUGGUUCUAAUAGGUCUGGUGAUCUCAGAGAUGCCCAGAGGUCCAUCCCAAUAGGAACCAUAAUGGCUAUUCUCACCACCUCUUUCAUCUACAUCUCCUGUGUGGUCUUGUUUGGAGCCUGUAUUGAAGGAGUGGUGCUGAGAGACAAGUUUGGUUACUCAGUAAAGAAGAACCCGGUAAUUGGUAUUCUGGCCUGGCCGUCACCUUGGGUGAUUGUGAUUGGCUCAUUUUUCUCCUGCUGUGGGGCGGGGCUUCAGAGCCUCACUGGCGCCCCCCGGCUGUUGCAGGCCAUCGCUCGGGAUGGCAUCAUCCCGUUCCUACAGGUCUUUGGUCAUGGGAAGGCUAAUGGUGAGCCCACCUGGGCUCUGUUGCUGACAGUUGGGAUCUGUGAGAUAGGAAUCCUCAUUGCUUCUCUGGAUGCUGUGGCCCCCAUCCUCUCCAUGUUUUUCCUCAUGUGCUAUCUGUUCGUUAACCUGGCCUGUGCGGUUCAGACUUUGCUCCGUACCCCCAACUGGAGACCUCGCUUCAAGUUCUAUCACUGGACCCUGUCCUUCUUAGGGAUGAGUCUGUGUCUCUCUCUCAUGUUCAUCUCCUCCUGGUACUACGCCCUAAUUGCCAUGGUGAUAGCCGGCUGUAUCUACAAAUACAUUGAGUACAGGGGGGCAGUGAAGGAAUGGGGAGACGGGAUCAGAGGUCUGUCCUUAAAUGCAGCCCGUUAUGCUCUCAUCCGGCUAGAGGAAGCACCACUACACACCAAAAACUGGAGGCCUCAGCUGUUGGUGUUGUGUAAGUUGGACUCAAACCUGGUGGUGAAACACCCUCGUCUCCUGUCCUUCACUACGCAGCUCAAAGCAGGAAAGGGACUGACCAUCGUCUGUUCGGUCCUGGAGGGAACCUACAUGACCCGGGGAAAUGAUGCAAAGACUGGAGAGCAGAACUUGAAAGCAGCCAUGGCUGCAGAGCGGAUGAAGGGUUUCUCCCAUGUGGUGGUGUCGUCCAACCUGCGAGAUGGUUUCUCCCUGCUCAUCCAGUCAGCAGGACUGGGAGGAAUGAAACACAAUGCUGUCCUGAUGGCCUGGCCAGCAGGUUGGAAACAAGCCCGGGACUCCUCUGCAAGGAGGAACUUCAUAGAAACAGUGAGAGAGACGACGGAAGCUCAUCAGGCUCUGCUGGUUGCUAAGAACAUCGACCAUUUCCCUGGUAACCAGGAGCGUCUGAAGGAGGGAACCAUUGAUGUGUGGUGGAUCGUACAUGACGGUGGACUGCUCAUGCUGUUGCCGUUUUUACUUAGUCAACACAAGGUAUGGAGAAAGUGUAAAAUGCGAAUCUUCACAGUGGCCCAGAUGGACGACAACUCCAUCCAGAUGAAGAAAGACCUCCAGAUGUUUCUCUACCAUCUACGCCUGGAUGCAGAGGUGGAGGUGGUGGAGAUGCAUGACAGUGACAUCUCAGCCUUCACUUAUGAGAAGACGCUGAUGAUGGAGCAGAGGUCUCAAAUGCUUAAACAGAUGCAGCUGUCCCGCACUGAGAGGGAGCGAGAGGCCCAGUUGAUCCACGACCGAAACACGGCGUCUCAUUCUACAAUGAAUGACAAUGCUACAGGUGCCACAACAGAUCGUGUUCACAUGACCUGGACCAAAGACAAACUGGUCAACGAGAGGAACAGACACAGAGAAGGCAUGGGAGUUAAAGACAUGUUUAAUAUGAAACCCAACCAGUCCAACGUGCGGAGGAUGCACACAGCUGUGAAGCUGAAUGACGUGGUGGUCAAGAAAUCCAAGAAUUCAGAGCUUGUCUUGCUCAACAUGCCAGGCCCACCGAAGAACAAGAAAGGGGAUGAGAACUAUAUGGAGUUCCUGGAGGUCCUGAUGGAUCGCCUAGACCGUGUCCUUUUGGUUCGUGGAGGAGGUCGGGAGGUCAUUACUAUCUACUCCUAGCACCAAGAGGCUCCUAAUUGUUUGGAAGGGCACUGGAAGGAAACAUUGUUGGACAGUAGGACCCCAGAGGUCUGGGGGUUGACAGAGGAGGGCAUGAGUUUGAGAUGGGACAUGAACAAAGAUGUCGGACAGAGGAAGUACAGUAUACCCCCUCUCACACUGUCAGGAGAAAAAAAGCAACAGUGCCACUUACGUUUUGGAGGACCAUGGUCGCUGGGAAGGAUAGGGGAGCCUACCUGCAGCACAGCCUGAGCUCAGUGCUUCGUCUGGGGGCACAGAGGGCUCUCUACACCCCCACCUCCUGAGGCUCCUUAACUUGUUUUCUGAAAGAGCUGUCAUUUCUAUUUAACAUGUUAUAUUGCUUCACCAGGCACUUGUUGGAGGAAAGAACACUUUUUCGCUGAUUGUGGUAGCUGGCAACUAGCUCAUUGGUUUCAACGAGGAAUGCUAACAUAGCUAACAGCGUCUUUAUUUAUUUCAGUGCCAAUGACUUUUCAUUGAUAUAUGACUUUGGAAUCAAGGGAUGAGCUGAACAUGUUUUAAAGCCAUUAUAUUUUAAGGAAUAUCAUGUUUGCCUCAUAUCACUGUAUCAGAAGUUAAAGCCAAAGCCCCAUUGAUUUCUAUCAGGACAGUUUAAGGGCUUAUCUUGAACAUUACUUAUCAACUGUUUUUGUUGUUACAGAUAACAUUAGUGUGCCGAGUGUGAUCAAAAAGGAAGAGAUGGUGAAAAUGCUGCAGAGCAACUGCAACUUUUGUGAUUUUUGUAGUCGAUGAUGUGAUUUUUUUGAAUUUGAGCAAAAUGUUAGUGCACGUGUGAGCUCAGUUCUUAACCAGCCAGUGUGCAUUGAUGAGGAAAACGGAGCAAUGUGGAGCCUGUACAGUAGUAUUUUCAUUUCAUAUUAUUAUAUAUUACUAUUUUUUUAAUAGGAUACAAAUAGGUUUUAUCUACAAUGUGUCAUGUUAGUUCAACACAAAAAUACAUAUUAAACAAACCAAAACAAAAGUUAAGUCUGGAACUCUCUUCAGUCUGCAACAUACAGGAGUACUCAUGUGUCGUGUUGUUUCCUUUGUCCCUGUAGGACUAAUCAAUGUGAGAAAAUGGCCUGAAAAAUCGUAAAUGCUUUGGACUUAACACAGAAGCCUGCUGUCUUUAAUUAAAUCAUAUGGGUGACAUGCUGACGCAGUGAUGACUGGCAAUGUAUCCCAACCAUGAGCAAGUAAAACUACUUUCACGGCCAUGGUUGAUAUAAGGGGAAGAUUGUCAUUAUGUGACACCAUUAAACUAUAACUAUGAACUUUGG
This is a messenger RNA of Siniperca chuatsi (mandarin fish), 5249 nucleotides long. RefSeq names its product solute carrier family 12 member 7-like. The record is from RefSeq and is a predicted model, not a curated record. Gene Ontology annotation, cellular component: membrane. Gene Ontology annotation, molecular function: potassium:chloride symporter activity. NCBI's taxonomy places the organism in Eukaryota, Metazoa, Chordata, Actinopteri, Centrarchiformes, Sinipercidae. The transcript is spliced from 25 exons. Bases 694 to 3948 code for a protein of 1084 amino acids. Gene Ontology annotation, biological process: chemical synaptic transmission; potassium ion homeostasis; chloride transmembrane transport.